This is a messenger RNA of Mangifera indica (mango), 1427 nucleotides long. Its product is annotated as syntaxin-61-like. Gene Ontology annotation, molecular function: SNAP receptor activity; SNARE binding. The transcript is spliced from 8 exons. The record is from RefSeq and is a predicted model, not a curated record. Gene Ontology annotation, biological process: vesicle fusion; intracellular protein transport; Golgi vesicle transport. The coding region runs from base 293 to 937 and encodes 214 amino acids. Gene Ontology annotation, cellular component: endomembrane system; SNARE complex; membrane. Lineage: Eukaryota; Viridiplantae; Streptophyta; Magnoliopsida; Sapindales; Anacardiaceae.
AAACAAUCACAGUGGCAUUUUAGUCUUUUCGUUGCUUUCGUAAUACCUCUGUUGCCUCCUUCAACAAUAUACUUUUCAGUUGCAGGAGCCAGAUCUCUGCACUACACAGACACAGACUCUGAAGAGGAAAAAAAAAAAAAUCUUUCUCCUCAUUGCCGUCACCUCCAAUUCUGGUCGCCGAAAUACGCUAUGUCGUCUGCUCAAGAUCCAUUUUAUAUCGUCAGAGAGGAGAUUCAAGAAUCGAUUGAUAAGCUGCAGUCUUCUUAUCGUCAAUGGGAAAAUAGUCCUGGUGAUGGUGCUGAGCAUGUGCAUCUCACGAAGGAGCUACUCGCCUCUUGCGAGAGCAUUGAGUGGCAGGAAGGUGGAUGAAUUGGACAAAACAAUUUCUGUUGCAAGUAGAGACCCUAGUUGGUAUGGCAUUGAUGAAGUGGAACUUGAGAAACGAAGGAGAUGGACGAGCACAGCUCGUACUCAGGUUGGCAACGUGAAGAAAACAGUUGUAGUUGGACUGGAUCUGAAUGGUUUUGGUACUACUAGUGCAAGUGGAAUGCGCCGGGAACUAAUGAGGAUGCCUAACAAUCAUCAGACAGACAGAUCCAACCAGUAUGCAAUCCAAGAUAAUGAUGAUUUUAUCCAAUCGGAAUCAGAUAGACAGAUGCUUCUCAUAAAGCAACAAGAUGAGGAUUUGGAUGAGCUUAGUGAGAGUGUGGAGAGAAUCGGAGGCAUUGGGAUUACCAUACAUGAUGAACUCCUUGCACAGGAGAAGAUUAUUGAUGAUCUGGGUACAGAAAUGGAUAGUACAUCAAAUCGUCUGGAUUUUGUUCAGAAAAAAGUAGCUAUGGUCAUGAAGAAGGCUAGUGCGAAGGGUCAGAUAAUGAUGAUAUGCUUUCUGCUAGCUCUGUUCAUCAUCCUAUUUGUUCUGGUCUUCUUUACCUAGGCUAAAGAGCAAAACAAAACUACGAUGUUCAUAUAUAGAGAGGGUAUUUAAUCUCGAGUAAUACUAUAUACAUUUAUAAUAAGUAUCAAUUUGGGUAUUAAUAAUGAUCUGUCAUUAUGUAAUUGAGUAUUAUUUUAAUCUUAAUUCAAAAUCAUACAAUUAUAUGGUGACACAUCAUUAUUGAUACCCAGAGUAAUACUCAUUAUAAGUGUACAUAGUUUUAUUGUUUAACCUUUGGGAAGCGGAAUACUUAAAAAAUUGAAUGGGUGAAUUGGAUGUGUUGAGCUCGAAUAAUUGACGGUGAGGAAAUGCUCAGUUAAAGAAGAAUCUGUAUUCUUGAAGGUUUUUUUGUUACUUUAAACUUUACUAGAAUUCUUUCAAAUUUGUUGGAUUAGAGUUCAUAUAAUUGUGAUGUGUUUCUCCUUUGCAUGUAAUGUUUGUAUGUAUGUUUCAAGUUCUCUUAUAUAUAAGGAUUUUGCCUUUGUCAAGA